GUAAAUCUACAACAAUUCCAUAUACACCUGCAACUUGCUGCAUUUUCUAUACGAAAAAGCCAUUUCAGUUUCACCAUGAAGUUGGAUACCAGAGCUCUGCGCCAUUUGGCGGCAGAAGACUGGCGAGUUCUCACUGCUGUUGAGCUCGGUAGCAAGAACCACGAAAUCGUCCCCACGCCCUUGAUCGAGCGCAUGUCCCGUCUGCGAGGCGGCGUCAGUGGCGUGCAUAAGAGUAUAUCAGCCCUGGCCAAGGUUGGCCUUAUCGCUCGCGUCAAGGAAGCAAAGUACGAUGGCUAUCGCCUGACAUACGGCGGUCUCGACUAUCUGGCUCUGCACACGCAUGCCAGCAAGAAGCAUGUGUACAGCGUCGGCAACCGAAUUGGUGUCGGCAAGGAAAGUGAUAUUAUGGUUGUCGCAGACCACACUGGAACACAGCGCGUCCUCAAGAUCCAUCGUCUUGGUCGUAUAUCCUUCCGCUCAGUAAAAUCGAACCGCGACUACCUCAAAAACAACAAAUCGGGGUCAUGGAUGUACCUUUCGCGGCUAGCAGCCAUGAAGGAAUUUGCCUUUAUGAAGGCAUUGCGAGACGAGGGAAUCCCGGUACCCGAACCCAUCGCUCAAUCGCGACACACAAUCGUCAUGUCUCUCAUCGACGCCUUUCCUCUCCGACAAAUAGCUGAAGUACCAGACCCUGCUUCCUUAUACGCAGACUUGAUCGCCAUGAUCUUACGUCUCGCUAAGCACGGUCUUAUUCACGGCGAUUUUAACGAAUUCAAUAUCCUCAUCAAAGAAAUACGAUCUACCGAUGAAUCUGGUCAGGAAGUCCUUAAUCUGGAGCCUGUUCUCAUCGAUUUCCCUCAGAUGGUGUCGAUGCAACAUAUGAAUGCUGAAAUGUACUUUGACAGAGACGUCAACUGCAUCAAGCGCUUUUUCCAACGCCGUUUUCAUUUCACAAGUACAGAAAAGGGUCCGUCCUUCAAAAAUGCGAUGAAAUUGCUUGGAAAAGACGGAGCUACGAGACUAGACGCCACUGUAGCAGCGUCUGGGUUUACGAAAAAGAUGUUGAAGGAUCUAGAGGCAGCUGUUCGCGAAAAGGCUGAAACGAGAACUGAUCAGCGCGAUACGGACGAUGAGGAUUCCGAUGAAGAGGAAGAGGACGAUGAAGAUGAGAUUGAAUACAGUGACGCUGAAAAUGGCGAAGACCAAGGCCCUAUUGUCAUCAAUGUCGGCCCCGAUGCCGAGGUUGCGGAGGAACCAGCUGCUCUUGAUGACGACAUGUCUAAAUUAGCCGUAUAGUUGAAUUCAUACCCAGGUUCUCCAUC
Molecule: messenger RNA, 1322 nt
Organism: [Torrubiella] hemipterigena
Lineage: Eukaryota; Fungi; Ascomycota; Sordariomycetes; Hypocreales; Clavicipitaceae
Source: the annotation of a GenBank genome assembly